Ceratosolen solmsi marchali is the source of this 1542-nucleotide messenger RNA. RefSeq names its product beta-1,4-glucuronyltransferase 1. Lineage: Eukaryota; Metazoa; Arthropoda; Insecta; Hymenoptera; Agaonidae. The record is from RefSeq and is a predicted model, not a curated record. The coding region runs from base 13 to 1527 and encodes 504 amino acids. The transcript has 6 exons.
GGAGGCGCGAGGAUGUUCGGCGUGGUAUGCCGACGCAACUGGGCCCUACGGCUCUCGAUCGUUCUCAACGUCUGCGUGCUCCUGUACGUGUGCGCGCACUUCGGAGCCGUAUCCGGACCCUGGAUCGAGGAGGGCUCCGGCUGGGGUAGCUCGGGGCCCGCGCCAUCCCAGGAGAUGAUGUACGGCACGGUACCGCGGCUCAACGGCACGGCGACGGCUUCGGCCCCAGCGGAGCCGCGCUCGGCGUUACCCGCAGCUCGGCAGCAGGAGUCCAAACAGCCGGGACCGGCGCCCGAGCCCGUGCGCUUCAAGGUCAACGAGACCAAAUCACCGCCCGAGGCUGCCGAAUCCGAGGAAGCCGAGCAACGACCCGAUCGGACGGCUAACGGGAAUAUUAAGAAGGAAUUAACAUUGCAAGAAGCGAUACUCUGCAAUGACAAAUCAACGGAGCCAAAAACAGCCCAACGAGGCGAUUAUUGGGUACUUUACAAUUACGUCCCUAUGAGCAUGAAGGUACACUGCUGGGAGAGUGUGACCUAUACGACUCACGCGGACUACACGUUCCUGGACAAUCUGGAGCCGCUGUUGGAGCGCUGGCGGGGCCCGAUAUCCAUCGCUCUGCACGCCCCCGGUACCGACUUCCCCGCGACCAUCGAGGCCAUCAAGCACGCCCGGAGCUGCGGGAGUCCACUGGUCGCCCAGCUUGUCACCUUCCACGUCUACUUCAGCAGCAAACACGUGCCAAAAAUGAUCCCGGUGGGCGAGAAGGUCGCCUCAGAACGAGCCAACUGCAGCAAAGCCGCGCCCUGGAUUAACGUCAAUGUCGGCCGGAUGUACAAGAGCGAGCGUAAGCUCCUGUACCCGGUGAACGUCGGCCGCAACGUGGCCCGGGAGUCCUCGCCGACCCACUAUAUCCUCGCGAGCGACAUCGAGCUCUACCCGAGUCCCGAUCUGCCGGUCAAGUUCCUCGAGAUGAUUAGGAAGAGCGACCAGCCGGCCCUGCUCAGGCCCAAUCCCAAGGUCUUCGUCCUGUCGAUAUUCGAGGUCGACGAGAAGAGCCAACCACCUGCCAAUAAGAGCAUCCUGAUACGGAUGCUGAAGAUGGGCACGGCGAUACCUUUUCACAAGAAGCUCUGCGCCGGCUGCCACAACGUGCCCAGGAGCAAGGAAUGGCAAGAGGCCCCGGAGACCAACGGCCUUCACGUCUUCCACGUCGGCAAGCGUACGGGGAACUUCGUGCACUGGGAGCCUAUCUACAUCGGUACCAACGACGAUCCCCUUUACGACGAGCGCCUCAGCUGGGAGGGCAAGAGCGACAAGAUGACGCAGGGUUACGCGCUCUGCGUCCUCGACUACGACUUCCUAAUCGUCGACAAUGCCUUCCUGGUGCAUCGCCCGGGCAUCAAGAUAUUCAAGAAGGACAACUACAGGGACACGCUCACGGCUAAGACCAACGUACUGAUAAAGAAGAUCAUCGUGCCGGAGCUCAAGGUCCUCUACGGCACGAGGAAAGGCUGCGCCGUAUAGUAGUGCCAAAACCUC